Molecule: messenger RNA, 429 nt
Organism: Amblyraja radiata (thorny skate)
Lineage: Eukaryota; Metazoa; Chordata; Chondrichthyes; Rajiformes; Rajidae
Product: BPTI/Kunitz domain-containing protein-like
Exons: 3
Molecular function (GO): serine-type endopeptidase inhibitor activity
Source: RefSeq, a predicted model, not a curated record
AUGAGCCGCUACUACUGCCGUGUCAACUGGAUGUUGCAGCAGCUGAUGAAGAAGGGCUCACUGGUGCACCUUGUGGAUGAUGUCGGUACCUGCAAAUUACGUAAGGUUAGAGGGCCCUGCAAAGCCUCGGUACGUCGCUUCUACUACAACAAAGCCACGCGGAAAUGUCAAGCGUUUACCUAUGGUGGCUGCCUUGGCAAUGCAAACAACUACAAGCGAUUACUAAACUGCUGGCAUCAUUGUCAAGGACGCCACUUCUUUCCAGCAAAAAAAACAAUGGCUUGUGGGCCCUGCAAAGGCAAGUAACCUCGCUACCACUACAACAAAGCCGCAGGGAAAUGUGAAUCGUUUAAAUAUGGUGGCUGCCUUGGCAAUGCAAACAACUAUAAGUCAUUAAUAAACUGCAUGUUUCAUUGUCAAGGAAUAUAA